AUGACGAUUUUAUUUAAAAAUAAUUUUAUUGGAAUAUUUUCAAUAUUUGUUCAUUUGUUUGAAAAUAUCAAUAAUGAGGAAAUUUAUAAGGAAUAUUAUGGAAAACAACCAGUGGAAGAAUGUAUUGUUGCUUUGUUUAUGAUGGAAGUUCAAAUGAUACGUAGAGCUUAUGAGUGUUUUUUUGUUGAAAAACCUUCGCCAAAUUCUAAAAUGUUUAUAACUCAUCAUAUCGUUGGAAUUACUUAUUAUCUUGCUACUGGAUUAGCUGUUAUUAUUGAAGGUAUUUGGAAUUUAGGUGUCUUUAAUAAAGAUCAAUUUACUUCUUUUCCUCCCCUUAAGAAUUUUAUAAAUUGGAAUACAAUGAUCGCGAUAUCCCUUUUCAUUUAUGCAUCUUAUCAUCAAAAUGUCUUACACAAACAUUUAGCAUCACUUCGUCCUAUUAAUACUUCAAAUGUUCCAAUUUAUUUGAUUCCAAAGGGAGAUUGGUUUAAUGAUAUUUCUUCGGCACAUUAUUUUGCGGAAAUAUUAAUUUACUUUAGUUUUGUUAUAUUAACCAAAGGAAUGAAUCUAACCUUGUGGUUGGUAUUGAUUUGGACUAUAAUUGGUUUGAGUACUAUUGCAAGGGAAAGUGAUUUAUGGGGAAAAGAAAAGUUUGGCGAAAAAUGGCCCAAUAAAUG
Messenger RNA from Funneliformis geosporum, 677 nucleotides. The record is from the annotation of a GenBank genome assembly. Lineage: Eukaryota; Fungi; Glomeromycota; Glomeromycetes; Glomerales; Glomeraceae.